Panicum virgatum (switchgrass) is the source of this 861-nucleotide messenger RNA. Its product is annotated as zinc finger protein 36-like. The record is from RefSeq and is a predicted model, not a curated record. Bases 108 to 755 code for a protein of 215 amino acids. Gene Ontology annotation, molecular function: DNA-binding transcription factor activity. NCBI's taxonomy places the organism in Eukaryota, Viridiplantae, Streptophyta, Magnoliopsida, Poales, Poaceae. The transcript has a single exon.
UCGGACGGAUCGAUCGCCGGCUGCUAACUACGACGAACGCAAGCAGGAUCGAGCUAAGCUACCAAAUUAAAGCUACCUGUUUUGAUUUUCACCAGCCGCUGCUAGCCAUGGUUGUUGCCGGCCUGGAAGCUCUCCUCGACCCGACGGCGCUCUCCCUUGCGCUCCCGGCGCCGCCGGCGCUCAACAAGGAGGACUACCUCGCCAUCUGCCUCGCCGCGCUCGCCGGGACCCGCAAGUUCGCCGGGCUCGGGAGCCAGCCCCAGCCCCACGCGCCGCCAGCGCCGCAGCAGGAGACGCCGUUCCGGUGCGCGGUCUGCGGGAAGGCCUUCGCGUCGUACCAGGCGCUCGGGGGGCACAAGUCCAGCCACCGCAAGCCGCCCACGGAGGAGCAGUAUGCCGCCGCCGCCGCCGCGGCGUCCGCGGGUGGCCUCGACGAGACGGCGCCGUCGGGGUCGUCGGGAGGGGCUAACGGCGGCGGGCCGCACCGGUGCACCAUCUGCCGCCGGGGCUUCGCCACGGGCCAGGCGCUCGGCGGGCACAAGCGCUGCCACUACUGGGACGGCAUGUCGGUGUCCGGCUCCGUGUCCGCCGCGUCCGUGUCGGCGUCCGGGACGGGGUCGUCGGGCGUCACCGUGAGGAACUUUGACCUCAACCUGGCGCCUCUGCCGGAGAACGCCGGGAUGAAGAGGUGGGGUGAGGAGGAGGAGGUGCAGAGUCCAUUGCCGAUCAAGAAGCGCAGGAUUUUGAUUGACUGAUGAUCUAUCUCGCGUCCAUCUGUUCAUGUAAAAAGGGAACCAUUGUUUCAUUAACUUGUUAUAAAAUUAGAUCUGUUUUCAACAGAGAUGUGUUUAAUUCAUUGAU